Molecule: messenger RNA, 6187 nt
Organism: Acinonyx jubatus (cheetah)
Lineage: Eukaryota; Metazoa; Chordata; Mammalia; Carnivora; Felidae
Gene: BEST3
Product: bestrophin 3
Exons: 7
Coding region: 4242-5954 (570 amino acids)
Molecular function (GO): chloride channel activity
Source: RefSeq, a predicted model, not a curated record
AAUGCGACUUUUUUUGGAUUUCAUAGGUUACUCCUCAAGUGGAGAGGCAGCAUCUACAAACUACUGUACAGGGAAUUUAUUGUCUUUGCUGUUUUUUACACGGCAAUAAGUUUGGUGUACAGGUACCUUCCUUUGCAUGUCUCCUUAAACGGCCAUCAAAUAUCAUGUAAGAAUACAGUCUCAAAAAUCUGAGCCUUGGGUUGCCGCUGACUUUUGCCUUAUGUAAUCUCCUCUUUUGCAUGAUCCUCUCUUGCAUUCUUCAUCUCAGGGUAUUUUAAUCCACACUUAACCCAUGCUUAGGGAUCUCAAGUAGACUCUAUCAUGUCCAGGUGGCCCUCAUGCCAGCCCCAUGUGAAUUGAUCACAAUGUGAUACUAGGCACCCUGCCAGGAUUUUGCUGGAGGCAUAAAAUGGCAGAUUUAUUACUUAACUCCUCACUCAGUGGUGAUUUUGAGUGGCAAAGGCCACGAACAAAUAAUCAUCGGUGCCUCUCUCAGCUAUGUCAUUGAUAGUUUGAAUUUGUGACUUGGCAGCUUAUAGCCACUGCCUACAUAAUUGAAAUGUCCAUGAAGGGUGUCUAUCAGGUGACUUUCCUUUCUUUUGCCUGGAAUGACAAGAUCUCCUCCAGGGUGGUGCCGAGGCCUGAAAACGAAUUUAUUUUAUUUUUACCCUCUGAGUGCGGGGUACAUUAUGUUCACAACAGAAGAUGUUUAUUCUUUAUACCAUCACAACCUAAGCCCGUCAGAUCGACAGAAAAUUUGAGCAAAAUCAUGUUGAGGAAAUACUUGUGUGACUAAAAUUAUAGUCUAAAUAAAAUGUUACCAGUAGUGCAAAUGGGAAGCUUUAUGAGGUUUUUUUUUUUAACUAAUUUUAUUUUAUUUUUAUUUAUUUAUUUUUAAAUACUUUAUUGCCAAGUUAGCUAACAUACAGCGUGUACAGUGUAGUCCUGGCUUUGGGAGUAGAUUUCCCGUGGUUCAUCGCUUACAUGCAACAUCCAGUGUUCGUCCCAACAAGUGCCCUCCACAAUGCCUGUCUCCCAUUUUCCCCUCCUUCACAACCAUCACCCGCAUCAACCCUCAGUUUGUUCUCUGUACUUAAGAGUCUCUUACGGUUUGCCUCCCCCUCUGUUUGUAACUUAUUUUUCCUUCCCUUUCCCUGCGGUCCUCUGUUAAGCUUCUCAAAUUCCACGUAGGAGUGAAAACAUGUGAUAUCUGUGUUUAGUUUUUUUUUAAUUAAAACUUAUUGCAUACAUUUCUACUCUGGGGGAAUUUAAAACUUAAAAUAGAAAAGCUAAAGGUUUUUGAGGCUGUAUUUCCACCUUUUCUAUGUACUUCAGUUUGUUCUUUCUCUCCCGCAUACUGAUGAACGACUUCGUAUUAUCAUUGCUCUUACUGACCUUCUUCUUUGCAGCCACAGGACUCCCUUUGACCAAGAGAGAGAGAGUAAUUUGGUCAGCUGAUAAUUGUCAAAAAUAGAAUAGGAAGGGCUAUUUUGCUGCAUAUCAAAAUAUCUGUAAAGGGACAUCAGGGGUUUUAUUUAAAAACCUCUAAUAAUUUUUCAGAUGUGUCUUAUAAGUACAACGUUAUUUUGACAAUGUAUUUUUGUAUCACCUAAUGCUUCAGAAUAUGAAAUAGUGGAAGACACAUGACGUUUCAGAAGAAUUGUCUCAUUAGUUUAUUUUUACUAAUGUGAGUUUAUUGCUGCUACUGCUGCAAUAGCACUCUGAAUAGCACUCAGAGCAGCUGCAUCGUGGCCAGAAAUCCUCCAUGGGGCCUCCACUCUUGCUUCAAUAUCUUGCUUAUACCCCACAAAAUUGUAUGCACGUAUUUUUGCUAAAGACCAAAGAGUGCUUACAUUUAUAACAAUGAUCAGUCGUGCAAGUCAUUCUUCAUUUUUGUAAAGUUCAGCUAUAAAAUCUCGUCAAAAUAUCUUCUUAAUCUUGAUUGAAGGUAUACCAACCACGAUAGGUUGAAUUUAUCAAGAAAGUCAAACAUACCUGUAGAAAAUUAUAGCAUCAUUCUCAUGUCUACUAAUCAUCCUAAGUUUUAAAAUUCUAUUCUAAGCAAAUAAUGAUACUUAGCAAAAAUCAUGAGACAAAACCAGACUUCAUUACUUUUGAGUAUACCUCUUUUUAUUUUGGGGUGAAUUUGACAAAAAUCACCAUUUUAGUACUUUUUAGCUAGUAAACUUUCUACGGAGCUAUUAGCUAAAUAUUUUUUCCUUUGGCCAGCUGUUAAUAAUAACCACCACUUUAUUAUCGAAAAAGUAUGACACUGUAUGUUCAGUGGUUUUAUAUAUGAUAUAUUCUUUAAUCCUCAUAACAUUCCUAACACAUAGGCUUUAUUGUCCCCAUUUACAAGUGAGGAAACUGAGGCUCAGAGAGAUUUAAAAAUAUGUUCCAAGUCCAAAUUUGUAAGUGGCAGAUCUGGGAUUCAAACCUGGCUUUGUCUGACCUUAAGGUCUGUGCUUUCUGCCUUUAAAUCCUCUUGGACCAUUUCUAUUUGAGUGUCGGAAACUGUUAUGGCUGUGACUUGUCAUUGGCAUGACCUUGACAGGCCUGGGCAGCUGAAUAAGAACAAGCUGAAUAAGAAUUUCUGAAACCUCCUCAAAGCUGAGGCAGGAACUCCAAGCCCAUCCUGCACCCCAAACUCCUUUGUCACUACCAGCUCUUCAUGCGCAAUCUGAUUGGUGGCUCGCUGUUACCCCAUCAUCCCUCUGCUUCCUCUAUCAAAAUUCUACUGACUCAAACAGGCCUUUUGACAUAUGUUGUAAUGGAUGUUUCCCAGGGAUUUCUUCCUCCCUUGGAACAGCUGUACCAUUCAUUUAUGCAAAUUUCUUUGUGUUGCUUCUCCUUGUAGAUCUCGACCAUUACGAUUACCCUGCCUUGGGACGUCUCUCCUGACUGCAAAUCCCCUCCCUGUAACAUAAAUAUCAAUAAUAGUUCCAUUAAAUGAACUUAGGUUUAGCCUAAGUUCAUACCAGAAAAUGGGUUUUGGUGAGAUGCAUAAUAUAAAUUUUGAUAUGUGUAUUAUGCAAACACAAACCCACCAAAUGCAGGAAUAAAAAUUUUUACUCCUUGUUGUUAUGUGUUAUUUUAUAUUUUAAAUAAUUGCGGGUUUUAAAAUAAACGGUUAUAAUAGCCUUUGAAGUACAACACAUAUAAUCAAGAAUGUGCUAAGUAGCAUACUCGUAAGAUCAAGAUGUCAAGGUUAGGGUUAUAAUUUAAUCCUCAUAAUUACUUAACAACUGUAGUUCACUUAAUCAAGACACCCUUUUUUAAAGUAUACCUGAUGAAUAAUGGAAAAUUGGACUCUUUAAUGAGUUAUUUUGCUCUAAAUCCAAUGUAUUCAUCAUAUAAAAGUUUAAAAUAUAAAGUAUUUAAAAAUAAAAGUUAAAAAACAUAUAAGUAAAUGGAAGUUAAUAAAUCCCACUGUCUAAUGGCCAAUAACAUUUAUGUACUGAAAACAUUGGUACUUGAAACAUUCAACAAUUAAAAAGCUUUUGAGAUCUAUCAGCUUAGGUAGAAAAAAGCAUUAUCGCUUCUUAAAAAAAAUUACAAUUAUUUGUGCUUAAUUGUUUGCACUGAAUAUCACUUGCAAAGCAGGUGCAGAAGUAUAAUAUCAUAAAGGGCUGUGCAUUUUAUUUUUGCUCCAGAUUGUUACUUACAGGAGCCCAAAAACGUUACUUUGAAAAAUUAUCAAUUUACUGUGACAGAUAUGCUGAACAAAUUCCAGUAACCUUUGUGCUUGGUAAGUAUAGGUCACACGCAGAACGCAGCCACACUGUCUCUGUUCGGAUGACAUCAAUGACUCUGCAUGGGAGUGUUUCCAAGCUGAGAGGCAUGCCUGAAAAGCCACUGCUUGCAAUAGAACCAGAAUCAUCCAUAAAGUUUGCCCUCAGGGCUGCUUUCGCUAAAUUAACACCAAACAAGUUUGAGGUAAUAAUUUGCUAUCAGACAAUCAAGCUUUCUCUUCACUAACUGCCCAUUUUUGCCAUCAAUAUUUGAAUUCUAACACCCACUUACUGGGUGCUAUGACAUUGCCAGGCACAAAUUACAUUUUUAUUUUUUUUUUUGGAGGGCAAAGUCAUAAGUAUGGAUAACAACAUAUUUUUACACCCCGAUCCCUAAAGAGGCUGAAAUUCUGCUAAAAGCAUCAGUGUCAACAACAUGUCUGCUAUAAGAAAUUGCUUUAUAGCUUCCUGUUAUUUUACAGGGUUUUAUGUUACUCUGGUAGUGAACCGAUGGUGGAACCAGUUUGUGAACCUGCCCUGGCCAGACAGGCUGAUGUUCCUCAUCUCCAGCAGUGUUCACGGAAGCGACGAACACGGGCGCCUGCUCAGAAGGACCCUGAUGCGCUAUGUGAAUCUCACGUCCCUGCUCAUCUUCCGCUCGGUUUUAUGACGGCAGAUGAAAGAAAAUUAUUUGACCACCUCAAAUCUCCUCAUCUGAAAUAUUGGGUUCCAUUCAUCUGGUUUGGAAAUCUUGCAGCUAAAGCCCGGAAGGAAGGUAGAAUCAGAGACAGUGUUGAUCUGCAAUCACUGAUGACUGAAAUGAACAGAUACCGCUCUUGGUGCAGCCUCUUAUUUGGUUAUGACUGGGUUGGGAUUCCGCUGGUUUACACCCAGGUUGUCACUCUGGCUGUCUACACCUUCUUCUUUGCCUGCCUGAUUGGACGCCAGUUUUUGGAUCCCACCAAAGGCUACGCGGGGCAUGACUUAGAUCUUUACAUUCCAAUCUUCACUCUCCUACAGUUCUUCUUCUAUGCAGGAUGGCUCAAGGUAGCUGAGCAGCUUAUCAACCCUUUUGGAGAAGAUGAUGAUGAUUUCGAAACCAACUGGUGCAUUGACAGAAAUCUGCAGGUCUCUCUUUUAGCUGUGGAUGAAAUGCACAUGAGCUUACCCAAGAUGAAGAAGGACAUUUACUGGGAUGAUUCUGCUGCUCGACCACCUUAUACACUGGCAGCCGCUGACUACUGCAUACCCUCCUUUCUGGGGUCAACAGUCGAAAUGGGACUGUCCGGGUCGGAUCUCCCUGGUGAGGAGUGGCUGUGGAGUUUCGAGAAGCACGGCCAGCGCCAUUCCAUGAUUAGAAGAGUCAAGAGGUUCCUGAGUGCCCACGAACACCCCGCCAGCCCCAGGAGGAGAAGCUAUGGCAGGCAGGCCAGCGACAGCUCCAUGUUCUUCCCCCCAAGUGGCGAGGUCAGCCCAGCCAGAGAUCUGCUGGAUGUGCCCUCGAGAAGCCCCCACCGUGCCUCACCUGCCCAAAGGCAACCCUGCUCCCCAGAGGGGAACCCCAAGGCGUACUCCAGCCUGGGGGAGCUGUCCACGAUCAGGGAGACCAGCCAGACAAGCACUUUGCAGAGCCUGACUCCACAGUCGAGCGUGAGGGUCUCCCCCACCAAAAUGCCACAGGUCCCGGAGGUACUGAUCACAGUGACCGAGGCACCAGUGCCCACAUCACGUGACUCCACUGCCUCCAUCCAGAGCGCAGAGUUUACCGGGGUUGAGCCAAGCAGGACUGGACAGCAGGAGGUGCCUGUGGGAUUGAUUGCAUUCCCCUCAGAGAAAGGGACACCUCCUACGGACCCCAGUCCUCAGACAAGUUCAGCCAAAGAUGAGAGAAACAUCCUCACGUUAGCCUCUGGGGAAGACCCUAAUGAUAAUGACAAGUUCCUCAAACGGUGGAGCCUCCCCGGUUUCCUGGCGUCCAGCCAUGCCUCCCUGACAGGCUUAAGUCCAGAUCCCAUCAGUUCUGAGCCCGUUCUUUCACUUGACACAAAAACAUCCUCAGAGACCAGUGGAAUCAACAUUGUGGCUGGCUCGCGAGCCUCUCCUGAUGUGUUAUACUUACUGGAAAACCUGGACACCAAGGAAACAGACAUCGUAGAUUUUAAUAAUGAGAAAGCUGAGGCAUCACCCAACGGAAUACCAGAAAGGUCUAGGACCUGGUUCUAGCCUAGAUUCUUACUUUCCCAGAAGUUCAGCAUUAGUUCCAGAACAUACCUAAGGACUGGUCAACUUUUUAAAAAGCCAUCACACUGUAUAAGCUACUUUUUAAACUGAAGGGCAUUAUGAUCCUGAGUGUCUGAGAACUGAGAAAAUCAAACACAUUCACAUCAUCCAUUACAAGGUGACUUUCAUAAAAGUUACACAGACCACAGUGACAUAUCUUAACCAAAUAAGGAAUC